Messenger RNA from Terrapene triunguis (Three-toed box turtle), 982 nucleotides. It is a transcript of the gene FAM81A, whose product is annotated as family with sequence similarity 81 member A. The coding region runs from base 455 to 982 and encodes 175 amino acids. The transcript is spliced from 8 exons. NCBI's taxonomy places the organism in Eukaryota, Metazoa, Chordata, Testudines, Emydidae. The record is from RefSeq and is a predicted model, not a curated record.
AAGCUCUCACCCUGGUUCUUUGUGUUAGAUCAUACUAAUUAUGCUCGUUGGGUGCCUGUUCACUCCAAGAUAAGGCACAAAAUAAUACACUGGCUUUGAGACCAACAGAAAAUGAGAACCCUGGCUCCCUCUGAUUGAGCUGCAGGUUUCUAUGGAGACAGCGUCCUGGCAACAACUCUCAGCAGCCGUUUUCUUCCCAUCUACCAGGCCUAGUGGCAGCAGGCCCCGCGGAGAGGGAGAGGACCUGGCUGCCACUAGCAGCAGGAAGGGACGGAUGGACAUCCAGGCUGUCUAGCUGCGCUCUAUGAAUCUUUGCAUACAGCUAUCCCAGAAGUAAAAACAUAUUAAAAAGCCGAGCAGAGACAUCCAGCAGAGAGGUUGCUAGGAUGCAAGGGAAGGAUGGGCAGCCAUGUCCUGCCCUAAUCCAACACUGACAUAAAUUAUUGAAAAGAAAAUGGCACAACGAAGCCCAAUCUUUCCGACACUUGCCCCUACUGAAAGACGGAUUCGAAAUAUACCACUACACAGCCAAGCUUUGACCGCGGUCCCAUUAGCAUCUGCAAGUCUCGUGGAUCAGCUAGAAGACAGAAUUCUAAGCCAUGAGAAAACAACUGCUGCCCUUGUGGAACACGCUUUUCGCAUUAAGGAGGACAUUGUUUCCACUUUGCAUAGAAUGCAGAACAAAGGGGGAGGAGAUCGGUUGGCUAGGCAACUCUUAGAAGAACACAUCCGAAACAUAACAGCAAUAGUGAGGCAGCUUAACCGGGACAUUGAGACGCUGCAGGAACAGAUACGUGUCAGGGAUAACCUCAGUUAUGGAACUAAUUCUACCUUAAAGAGCCUGGAAAUGCGGCAGUUGUCUGGUUUGGGAGAUCUUCGGGGGAGAGUUGCAAGGUUGCUGCAUUUCUCGGUAACAGUGGUACUUGCUAUAAUUCAGAUGAUGAAAGUGCAUCCCGGAGUGAAUGCUUUCCAACUGAAAUGA